AUGAUAAAUUAUCAUUUGAAUCGAAUAAUUAUUUAUUCGAUUGUUUUUAUUUUUCAAAUUUUCGGACUUUUCGGAAAUUUGAAUUUGAUUAUUUUGACUUAUCGAAAGAAGAAUUUGCAAACUAAAUAUGGUAAGAUUUUUAUGAUGUGGAGGGAAAAACUGGAAAACGUUAUUUCAAUAUAAUUUUGAGUUUCAGGUUUGAUUUUGAUGAUUUUGGCAGUUGUUCAUAGUUUUUGCUUGGGUUUUGAAUAUAUUAGUAUGGGUUUUGGAAUUGCAAGUGAGUUUUUAUAUAGGAAACAUGAACUUUCACGUGAAGAAUGUGUUCUCAAUUUUGAUUUUUUACAAAACCUGAUUUCCAAACUCAAAAUUAGAAUAUAUUUGCAGCAACAUUUUUUGGUUAUGAAGUUCAUCGAAAUAUUUGUUUCUAUACAAUGUUUCCAUAUAUAUUUUCACAUUCUCUUCAAACAGUUAUUAUUUGUAUUUUAUCAUUUGAUCUAUUUCUCACAAUUUAUGUCCCUUUAAAACAUCUCAAAUUCCACAUUCCAACAUAUUUUCCUACUUUAUUUUCUCCUGCUUUUCUACAUGCAAUAAUUAUAGUAUGUUUUGGAUGGAUUUAUUUAGAUCAAGAUAUUAUUCCAUUUUGUAAUCCACCAUCUGCUCUUACAAAUGAUGUGAAUUCAAUUUGGUAUAUCCUAAUGUUCACUUUCUCGAUUUUCACUUUGAUUUUCUAUGUUCUCUCGUUUGGGAUUUUGCGAUGCAAAAAAUGUGAGCAAAAUAACAUUUUCGAAUUUUUUUGACGAUGAAUAAUUCUAAUUAUUUUGCAGAUCAAUCAGAUUCUCCAAAAUGUCUUGAGAAAAAGGCAAUGCUAACUCUGAAAUUUUUGAUCAUAAUAUUUUUAUUCGUCAGAUUUUUAUCAACUUUUUCAAUGAAUAUUUUGAGUUUUCUCGGAUAUGAUGAGGAAAUCGUGGCGAUGGCAAAAAAUUAUAAUGUGAGUUGGCUAAUUUUUCAUAAGCUGUAAAAAAUGAGUGUUAAAAAAAUUUUGGUCUUCGGAAGAAAUUUCCAGAAUUACAAAAAUAAAUUUUUGCGCAGCCCUAAAUCAUUUUUUGUUCAGAUAAUUUGUUCACUGGUUGCUUAUUCACAAAAUGCUUAUGUCUGUUAUUUUCGAUCUUCUGAAUAUCGUCAACUUUUCAACGAGCAACUUUUGAUUGUUUUCCCACGUGGCAAAGUUUUCCUAAAAGUUUCAAGCUCUACAAGAGUUGUAACAUCUAGAUCUCAAAAACUUCAAAUGUCAAACUAA
This is a messenger RNA of Caenorhabditis angaria, 1297 nucleotides long. Lineage: Eukaryota; Metazoa; Nematoda; Chromadorea; Rhabditida; Rhabditidae. The record is from the annotation of a GenBank genome assembly.